AUGGCUCCUCAAAGUGGCAAGACAGUUUCAAGCAGCGGUAAUGACGCAGGGUUGAGACAGGUUAUAGUGGUCCACACCGUGUUUACGUACAAAGAAUGUUGUGCUGCUGGGGGAGCGAUGGAAGAGGGCGAAGUUUAUGAAACCGAUCAUUAUUCAGCCACGGUUGCUUAUGCCAACGAGGCGGCCGCGGACGCUUCGGGGAACGUGUACUCUCCUGCACUCGAAUGGCCUCAUGAAACGGAGUCUGAGCUAACGCCACCCGCAUCGCUCACUGCACACUCCGACGACGCCGCGCCAACUCUAGGUUCGCACUCACACUCGUCUCCAUCACUUCGAUUACUUGUCCAACGCAGCUCGGUCCUCCCCAAGAAGCAUUCUAUCGCAGUCAUCGACGGAUACGAAGAGGUACAGCUUGGUCGCGACGCUGCGCAUUCCAGCAGUGACGUUCCACGAAUUCGUCUGAAGGAGAUGGAGGUAUCGAAGAUCCACGCGACAAUUUACUGGGAUCAGGACAGACGUGAGUGGGCAGUCGUCGACAUGGGCUCAAAGCAUGGGACUUUCUUCCAAGCCGGUCUCAGCUCUGGGGCAUUUGGCGACAGUGUUGUUGUGCUGCCCUCACCUCAAGCAGCAGCUCCACUUGCCGACGACCCUCGAGGUUGGCGCUUGUCAUCUCCCCGAAUGGCAAGCAUACCACGCCGCCUCAACCAUCUGGACCGUCUGAGUCUAGGAAGUACAACCUUCAUUGUACACAUACACGACGACCAGAUUCCGUGUGUGGAGUGUUCACCCACGGGAGACGAUGAGAUCCCUCUGUGUGACGCCCGCAGUAGUCAGCGCGAAGCAAGCAGGAAGCGAAAGCGAGACUUGACUUUGUCUAGUGAGACUGCGCCCACAAAGCAGGAUCCAAAAAGGGCGCUUGCGACCCUCAAGCGCAGCUUGCUUACCCGACAUGCUCCAUAUCAAGUGGUACAAACGUCAACUCAUAACGCCGCCGACGUCUUCGAGCCCGUCUUCGACGCGCGUGACCGGAUACCCCGCGGUAAUGCCAACGGCAUCUCCCUCUCCGACACUUUCCUCCACAUCUACUCCGCUGCCUGA
Messenger RNA from Postia placenta MAD-698-R-SB12, 1098 nucleotides. RefSeq lists its product as hypothetical. The transcript is spliced from 4 exons. The record is from RefSeq and is a predicted model, not a curated record. Gene Ontology annotation, molecular function: protein binding. NCBI's taxonomy places the organism in Eukaryota, Fungi, Basidiomycota, Agaricomycetes, Polyporales, Adustoporiaceae. The coding region runs from base 1 to 1098 and encodes 365 amino acids.